Jaminaea rosea is the source of this 2466-nucleotide messenger RNA. RefSeq names its product putative ERG5-C-22 sterol desaturase. The transcript is spliced from 3 exons. Gene Ontology annotation, molecular function: iron ion binding; monooxygenase activity; heme binding. The coding region runs from base 361 to 2067 and encodes 568 amino acids. NCBI's taxonomy places the organism in Eukaryota, Fungi, Basidiomycota, Exobasidiomycetes, Microstromatales. The record is from RefSeq and is a predicted model, not a curated record. Gene Ontology annotation, biological process: sterol metabolic process.
CGUCCACCCAAGCUGACAUCUACCUGAGGUCAUCAGAGACUCACGGUCGUUAUCCAUCCCUCUCGUCGCCACCACCACCAACAACUUGUCCCUCUUCCCUCCCCUUUGUCACCCUUUGCGCGACUUGUCGUUUGCGCAUCUGCAACUCCGCGCUCGGAAGCUUCGGACGAAGGACCUUCGCAUCUCCCACCCAGUCAGGAUUAGACGCGCCUCAGUCGCCUCUAAGCUGCGUCGCGCCUUUUUUCGUCCUUUCCUCUACCUCCAAGUCGAGUGACGGCUGGUAGUCGACACCGCCGCACGUCGUUGAUCCCUUCAUCCAUCCAUCCUCAAUUCUUCUCAUCCACCUCUGCCGCGCCAGCCAUGGCAUCCGUACUCAAGUCCUUUAAAGCCAACGCGGCCUCAGCGCCCACUGGAGCUUCCACCUUCUUCAAUGCCAAUGCAUCUUCAUCAACAUCCUCGUCAUCACUGCUGGGCUCAUCCACUCUCGCCAAGCUCUCACCUUACCUGGACUACCUGUCCCUACCCUCCCUCAAGGGCGCUUCCGCAACCUCGACGCUCUUCACCCUCUUGGCAAUUGCAGCCACUAUCCUCGUUCUCGAGCAGAUCCAGUACCGCCAAAAGAAGCGUGGCCUGCCCGGAGCGAAGUGGACCAUUCCUAUUAUUGGAAAGUUCACAGACUCGCUUCACCCUUCGCUGGAGAAGUACCAGGCUGGAUGGAACUCCGGACCUCUCAGUGUGGCGAGCGUAUUCAACAUCUUCAUUGUCGUGGCGUCAUCGACGGAGCACACGCGCAAGAUCCUCAACUCACCCACCUACGCCGAGCCCUGCCUCGUAGCGUCGGCCAAGAAGGUGCUGUCGCCCGACAACUGGGUAUUCCUCAACGGCAAGGCGCACGUAGACUACCGAAAGGGCCUCAAUACCCUCUUCACUCGCAAGGCCCUCGGCAUCUACCUCGGCAUUCAGGAGAGCAUCUACAAGCAGCACUUUUCGUCAUGGAUGAAUGACCCUUGCCCUACCCCGCAGCGCUACAUGAUGAAGUUCAGGGAUCUGAACAUGGACACCUCGCUCCGCGUCUUUUGCGGUGACUACAUCCCCGAGGAGGGCGCCAAGCAGGUCUCAGACAACUAUUGGCUCAUCACCGUCGCCCUCGAGCUCGUCAACUUCCCCUUUGCCUUCCCCGGCACCAAGGUCUACAACGCCAUCAAGGCGCGCAAGAUGGCCAUGAAGUGGUUUGAGCUCACCGCUCGCGAGUCAAAGAAGCGCAUGGCUGCUGGCGGCGACGUGACUUGCCUGACCGACGCCUGGAUCAAGGCCAUGAUCGACGCUCGUGCUGCGAAAGACAACGCCGACCUCGAGCCAGAGCAGCGUCGCCUCCUGGUCCGCGACUUUUCAGAUCGUGAGAUCGGCAUGGUUCUCCUCUCUUUCCUCUUUGCCUCACAGGACGCCAUGUCUUCGGGCGUCACCUACCUCUUCCAGCACAUGGCGGACCGUCCCGACAUCCUGCGCAAGGUCCGCGAGGAGCAGUACCGCAUUCGCGGCGACGACGUCAACGCGCCCUUGACGCUGGAGCAGGUCGAGGAGAUGGAAUACACGCGUGUAGUGGUCAAGGAGUCGCUACGCCUUAAGCCGCCAGUCAUCAUGGUUCCCUACGUGGCGCACAAGGAGUUCCCCAUCGACAAGAACUACAAUGCGCCCAAGGGCAGCAUGGUCAUCCCCUCCUUCUGGAACUCACUGCACGACCCCGAGGUAUACCCGAACCCAGACGACUUCAUCCCGGAGCGAUGGCUCGCAGGUCCCGACUCGCCAGCGGAGCGCAACCCAAAGAACUGGCUCGUCUUUGGAUCUGGCCCGCACAACUGCAUCGGGCAGCAAUACGCGCUCAUUCACUUGACCGCUGUGCUGGGCUCUGCGGCGGUAACGAUGGACUGGGAGCAUCAGGUGACGCCGUUGAGCGAGGAGGUGGAGGUGAUCGCGACCAUCUUCCCCAAGGAUGGGGCGCUCAUGAAGUUCAGGCCGAGAGCUGCGCCUGUGCCAGGGACAAGCCCUGAGGUGGCCGCUGCAGCGUAGCGAGUGGCAGCGAGUUUGGGCUGGUGGAGGGAGGGGCAUGGCAUGACUGCUCGCCCGUCGGAGUCUUAGCAUAGACUUGACCAUAUAUCUUUGUGCACGCUCGCCGACUCGCUCGGGGCGACACUCGUUCUCUCUUUCCGUUGGACACGUCAAUUUGCAUCACGCUUGCAACCAGUAGCAUUGGUUUUGGCAUUCAAGUACAGUACGCCGUGCGUUGCUGGUGGAUCAGCUUGCACUGCAUCAACGAUGCUUAUGCCAGAUGUCGACGAAUGCGGGGGCGUGAGGUAGCCUGUCAGGCCACUCACAGUCAUCAUGACGACCGAAAAACUUGCAAGAAAACGAUUUUGGGUCCUGUUUGGCAUCUGCCGUGUUAUUGCAAGCUCCCCAAUAGAAGUCGUG